CAGGUGAGACGUCCUCCAUCUCCGAUUGACUCACACUGGAGUGUAACCAGGGAGACUUGCGCGUGACGACCUGCUGCUGCUGCUGCUGCUGACUCUCAGUCCCGCGUGGAAGUCAGAUAAGUAGCGCUGUGACACCUGGAGAGAAGAAUCCCAGCCAUCCAUCCAAAAUGAAAGUGGAUAUGUUGUUACCCGUGUCAACAAUCGUCAGUGUUGCGUUAUUCGCCUACAUGAAAUCAGGUCUAAAGGACCGGGAAAAAGAGGAGAGACGCCUCAGGUUCCAGGACAUUAAGCUGCGAGUGACGUUCGACGUGCUCCAAGAGUACCAGAAGGACAGCUCCGUCAUCCAGGAGCAGCUGAAUCGAGCCAAGGAACAGUACAAUCCCCAGGAGGAAGAGCUGAAAAAUCUCCAGAUGAAGCAGCGGCAGACGAAGGACAAUCUGGAGAUCUGUCAGUCGAGCAAGAAAGAGGCACUGGAUGCCCUAGCGAUUGCAGAGACAGAAUUCACUGACGUAAAAGCGUUGCUUGAUAAGGAGGUGGCUGAUUGGAACACGGAGGAAGAGCCACUGAAACAGCAGCUACAGGCACGGAGUCCAGUGUGUGACCACGUGAAGGAAGAAUCAAAAGAAGCAGCAAGCAAGUGGUGUAACAUGAAGCAAAAUGAGGAGGCCCCCAAGCCAGAGGAGCCUAAACAGGAGGCCCCCAAGCCAGAGGAGCCUAAACAGGAGGCCCCCAAGCCAGAGGAGCCCAAGGCAGAGGAGCCCAAGGAGCCCAAGGCAGAGGCCCCCAAGCCAGAGGAGCCUAAACAGGAGGCCCCCAAGCCAGAGGAGCCAAAGGCAGAGGCCCCCAACCCAGAGGAGCCUAAACAGGAGGCCCCCAAGCCAGAGGAGCCAAAGGCAGAGGCCCCCAAGCCAGAGGAGCCAAAGGAGGAGGCCCCUAAGAAAAGAUGAGGAAAUACACUACACCUCUGCAACACUGAAUCUGUAAAAAAAACAAAGCUUUGGUUACAUAGUAACCAGAUACUCUCUGACGUUUUACUGGGACAAUGCAAUAUUACCUUUCACUGUGGUUGUUAGUUAUGUAGAAGUUAGAAAAAAAUGAAGCUGCAUUUUGGAAAAGGAAAAGGGAUUCCUGAGAAACGGCAAAGUGAGUAAUGUCGAAACUCACCAUACAAAUGAGGAAUGUGAUGUGAGUGGAUCUGCAGGUUUUCACAAACUUACCGUCUUCCUGGGCUUUGUGUUGUCUGUCGACUGGUUGUCCACGUGCUCGACAGCCUCAGUGUCUGUCUUCUCAGAAAAGAAGUUUGAAUUUUAAACAAAUAAGAGAAAUUAACUGAGAGCUUGUGUGUUUACACUGUCUUGUAGAAUAAAAACAUUUUCCACUAA
Molecule: messenger RNA, 1382 nt
Organism: Solea solea (common sole)
Lineage: Eukaryota; Metazoa; Chordata; Actinopteri; Pleuronectiformes; Soleidae
Exons: 4
Coding region: 168-947 (259 amino acids)
Source: RefSeq, a predicted model, not a curated record